AUGUUUUUCAACACAAAGCUGAGAUUCCUGUACGCAAUAUGGGCUUUCUUAGAAUGUUUGGGAUUUUAUGGGCUUAUAGAAGGGUGGGGUUCUUUGGUCUAUGUUUUAAAAGAUGAGGGCAUUUACUCAGAUUUGUGUGGAGACCACCCCGAAAAUAGCUCUACAGUUUCAAAUGAUACAAAAAAUGAUACAGAAGGCGCUAACAAAAGUAGCGGCUGUCUUGAACAGGACUCGAAGCUGGCUUCCAUCUUCACGGUCGCCUCAUCACUGUACUGCUUAUUCAACAUGUUGUUGGGACAGGUUUCCUUCAAGUUUGGGGCACGGAUUACCCGCCUUAUUGCCGUAUUAUUUUAUGUUUGUGGGGCACUAAUGAUAGCCUUCACGUCAAAAGAGUUACCUUGGUUAGCUUACCCUGGGCUGACGUUCAUUGGCUUUGGGGGUGUGGCCAUGUUCUUCACCUGCAUUCAAGUGGCCAACCUGUUCCCGCUGGGAGGAUCUGUGGUCAUUGGCUUUCUCAAUGGAGGAUUUGAUACGUCGUCAGGCGUUCAGCUGAUGGUCAAGUUUGGGUACGAGAAUGGAAUAAGCAGGCGGACGUCUUACGUCAUCAUCGCCUGCUGUCAGGUGUUCACCCUCAUCUCCAGCUUGUUUUUUUAUCCCAAGGAUUUUAUCCGCAAACAACAGAAGGAGCCAGUUAUUGCAACAAGUAGACACAGGCGGAGAAAAAGAAGAACAAGAAGAUUCUGGAACCUUCCGGGGCCUGCUGAGACAUUUAUACUGCACGUGCUGUGGGUGUCUUGUCUUCAACUUCGGUUUUACUUCGUGCUGGGGUCGAUCAACACCAGUCUACAGAAGAUGGUCAUCAGCCACUACACCAACGUGAUGGUGUACACUAUGAUGAGUGGAAUCUUCGUCUGCCCCCUAGCUGGAUUUUUCUACUCCUGGCAGACUCAAAUCUUUGCCAACAGCCUAUCCAGCGUACGACGUCAGGUGAUGCCGUCAGUGCUCCCCCUAACGGCGACCACCGUGUCCAGCGUCAUCAUGUCCAGUCUCCUGCUGGUCAACGACCCCCGGGUGCUGUACGCCUUCUUCGUCUUCCUGGUGCUGCAUCGGUCAUUUCUAUUCACAACGUACACCGCGUAUGUGGUUGCGAUCUUCCCUAGUUGUUAUCUGGGCAGCUUGCUGGGGAUCGCAGUCUUCACCGCUGGGGUCAUCUCAUUUUUUCAGUACGCCCUUUUUGCUUGGCUGGAGACUGGACUUAUGCAGGUACAGUAG
Messenger RNA from Physella acuta, 1272 nucleotides. RefSeq names its product equilibrative nucleobase transporter 1-like. The record is from RefSeq and is a predicted model, not a curated record. NCBI's taxonomy places the organism in Eukaryota, Metazoa, Mollusca, Gastropoda, Physidae.